Messenger RNA from Cannabis sativa, 534 nucleotides. RefSeq lists its product as uncharacterized. The record is from RefSeq and is a predicted model, not a curated record. Gene Ontology annotation, molecular function: nucleic acid binding; RNA-DNA hybrid ribonuclease activity. The transcript has a single exon. NCBI's taxonomy places the organism in Eukaryota, Viridiplantae, Streptophyta, Magnoliopsida, Rosales, Cannabaceae. Bases 1 to 534 code for a protein of 177 amino acids.
AUGGAAUCGUCAUGGCCUUUACUUCGGGCUAGAGACGUUGUUGAGCGAUGGACCGCUCCUCAUGGUAAUAGCGUCAAGCUGAAUGUAGAUGCAGCGAUGUUCAACAUUGGAGAACCAUAUGGUAUCGGGUUGGUUGUUCGGAAUGGCUCAGGACUUCUCAUUGAAGGUCGCACCAGAUUGUUCUAUGGCCAAGUUGAACCGGUGCUUGCUGAAGCAAUUGGCAUCCGUGAGGCCUUAAGCUGGAUCAAGGACAGUCGGUGGCAAGAUGUGUAUGUCGAAACGGACUGCCUCAAUGUAGUGCAAGCAAUUCAUUGCUCGACAGAGAUGAUCUCUUUGUUUGGGUUGGUUAUUAAAGAUUGUAAGACUUUGCUUGCUAAUUUAAACAAUGUAUCUGUUUCCUUUAUUAAGCGAUCAGCUAAUGUAGUGGCCCAUUCCUUUGCAAGGGCGGCUAUAUUGUACCCUGAUUGUUCUUUCAGUUUGGAGUCUGUUCCAACUGAGUUGCUACCAAGUUUGGUAGCGGAAGUCGUUCUUUAA